AUGGCGUUUAGUGGGCCGCUUUUCGGGUCUGUGGCGGCGUGUCUUGUACUGCUGCUCAUUUCGGCCAGCAGUAUUAACUGCCAACCAGUCGCUCUGCCGGAUAUUUCAUCGUACGAUAACGUGGCGAUGUUGAGCGACGGAUUCGAGCUGCACUGGAGCGUGAACGACACUGCAGCAACGAUUAGCAUUGCCGCGAAGGCUCAGACCGCCGGAUGGCUCGCUAUAGGCCUCUCCGAAGUUGGCACGAUGGUAGGAUCUGAUGUUCUCGUCGCAUGGGUCGCAGAGGGGCGCGUGUAUGUGACUGAUCGGUUCAUCUUCAACAAGUCGGUGGAAGGCGUCGCAUUGGACGACCAGCAAGACUGGCGCGUUCUGGGUGGCUUCCAAACCACGGACCAAUCCACGGGCGACACGUGGACCACCGUGCACGUGUGGCGCCAGCUGGACACUGGCGACUGCAACGACCGCCCCGUCGUCGCCGGGCGACUGCAGAACGUCAUCUGGGCGACGGGCGAAACCAACGAAUUUGGUUACCAUGGGACGUCAUCUCGUGGCUCCGCGGCGCUCGUGCUGCUCCCCGCGCCAGCCCCCUCCAUCCUUGCACCCCCGUCGCCCCCUUCCGCCUCUUCCGCGUCCGCGGAAGCGGGCAGUCAGCGCGCCGCGGAUCUCGGGCAGGCGAGCGGGCAGGUGAACGGGCAGGAGCAGCAGCUGAACUGGACUCUGAGCAACUUCGCAGUGCCUGCUGAUAACGCCACGACUUAUUGCUUCUACCUCUGUCUCUGCCCCACGUCCCCGCCUCGUCCCUUUCCCCCCUCUCAUAACGGAACGUUUGACUUGCCAUUCACCAGCAAGGUGCACAUAACAGAGUUUGGUGUGCUCCUCAACUCCACCUAUCCGCCCUCCGUGCAUCACGCCAUUGUCUAUGGCUGCUCCGAGGCGGAAUACCCAAACAUAGCCAAAGUCAAGGGUCAAUUUGAUUGCAUCACCGCACCCCCCCCCUGCCUCACAACCAUUGCCAUGUGGGCUAUAGGCGGCCGCCCCUUUGUCUACCCCGAUGGGGUGGGCUACCCUGUGGGGCCCAGUUACUUCACCAGAUUCGUGCUCCAGGUGCACUUGAACAACCCUGACCUCCGUUCUGAUAAAGUGGAUAACUCUGGCUUCUACCACCGGCAUGCCCUCGUGGACCCAAACCACCACGCACCCUGUAGGGCUUCAACCCUCCCCCCUCCCUCUCCCCCCCUUCCUCUCCCCCCCUCCCUCUCCCCCUUCCCCCUCUCUUGUUUCACUCCCCAGGUGCACCUGAACAAUCCUGAUCUGCGUGCCGACAUCGUUGAUAACUCCGGGUUCUACCUCAGGAUAGCUGAACCCCCUCGCCCCACGGACGCCGGCAUCAUGCUCACGGGUCCGGUGGAUUACACCUCGCUCAUCCGCAUCCCCCCCCAGCAUGCCCUCGUGGACCCAAACCACCACCAACGCCAAUCCGCAGCAAGUGCAGCCCAUCUAUCCACAUUUCCAGCUGCUGCCUCAUGUCUCUCUCUUUCCUCUCCUCCUGACCCUCUUCCCGCUCUUCCCUCUCUUCCCGCUCUUCCCUCUCUUCCCGCUCUUCCCUCUCUUCCUGCUCCUCCCUCUCUUCCCGCUCCUCCCUCUCUUCCCUCUCUUCCCUCUCUUCCCGCUCUUCCCGCUCUUCCCUCUUCUCCCUCUUCCCUCCCAAAUCCCUGUCACAGUGAUUCCAAUUCGCAGCAAGUGCAGCCCAUCUACCCGCACUACCAGCUGCUUCCAGGGGACGAGCUCAAGACCACGUGUGUGUGGGACUCCUCCUCCCGCUCCCAGGUGACACCUGGCGGCCCAUCCACGAGUGAUGAGAUGUGUGUAGAUUACCUCAUCUACUAUCCAGCCAGGCCGACCCAAGGUGGGCAGUGGGGGGAUGGGGAGAGCGUUGGGCCGGGCCAAAUGCUCGGUUCGUGCUUUGACUUCUGUGCGGCAUUCAACACUGUCAACAACACAUUUGACAUGAACCCUAUGAACCCCAACCUCACCACCUUUUACUUUUGCGGUGGCCUUGAGAACCCCUACGUGCCCUCAACACAAAAGUGCAACAUCAGCCAUGGCGCCAAUGUGCCUUUCAAGGCUCUCACCGGCUGCCCUGCUAAGACUGCUGGCUCUUUGGCUGACCUUUCAAGCAGCGCCAUUUCAGUCCCAGUGUCAUCGCCCGCUAACACCACGGCACCACCUUCUCCUGCUAGCCCUCCCAACAACACGACUGGCAGCACCAACGCUACCAAGGCCGCUCCAGCGUUAUUUGUCAAGGUCUCUGUGGGACUCUUUUGUGUCUUCUCUGUUCUCAUUGUAGCGUUGUAG
This is a messenger RNA of Closterium sp. Naga37s-1, 2355 nucleotides long. NCBI's taxonomy places the organism in Eukaryota, Viridiplantae, Streptophyta, Zygnematophyceae, Desmidiales, Closteriaceae. The record is from the annotation of a GenBank genome assembly.